GGCAAAAGAUGCUCUUCAGACAAUGGAAUCUGAAAGGCAGAGCGUUGCAGUAUGUCGCGUUGUGCUCAGGAGCUUGCGUCAUCCUUUCCGACGGUUUGCAGCUGGGAUGGCCGGCACCGUAUCUACCGCUGCUGCUAAGCGGCCAGUCGGCGUUCCGAAUAACCGACGAGGAUGGUUCCUGGAUAGCGAUAUCAAACAUGAUCGGGGGAUUUUUGGGAGCCGUCGUGUCGUGGCUGACGUUGGAUGUGUGCGGGCGUAAGCCCCUCGUCGUCUUCACAUGUAUCCCGCACGUGGUGUCGUUGCUGAUGCUGGCGUACGCAGGUAGCACGUGGCAACUGUGCGUUGCCAGGGUUAUCGGUGGAGUUUCGGGGGGAAUCGGAUUCUGCACGGUGCCGCUAUACCUAUCCGAAAUCGCGGACGCCAACGUCAGGGGUUUCUUCGUAUCAAGCUUGGAUCUCAUUCACAAGCUCGGCAUUCUUGUGGUAAGCAUCGCUGGGACCCACAUCAGCAUGGCGACAUUUUCGUUCGUUGCCUUAUCGAUUCCCGCAUUUGUGUUCCUGACGUUCCUGUGGAUGCCAGAAACUCCUCACUAUUACGCUCUUAAAGGCGAGUGGGAAAGUUCCCGGCGCAGUUUGGAAAAGAUUAGUGGAAAGACGGACGUAGAAGACAGGUUGUGCCAUAUUUCGGCGACAGUCGCCGAGUUUCACCAAUCGAAAGGUACGUUCGUGGAGUUUUUAACCAAUCGGGUUAGUCGACGAGGAAUCUACGCACUGUUGGUGCUGCGUGGAGUGCAACAGUUUAGCGGCAUCAUCGCGAUAACCUUUUACCUUCCGGUAAUUUUGGAGAGCGCCAAGGAUUUCGUGUCUCCAAAUGCGUCCACAGCCGUUUACUACUCGUUGCAGAUUCUAACCACUUGCGCGACGACGGUGGCCAUCGAUCAUCUGGGACGGAAACCCCUGCUGCUUAUCUCGGUGACCGUCACCAGCGUGGCACUAUGCAUUGUUGGCGUUUAUUUUUCAGUUGCACAUUGGACUAACAUCAACCUGGAUGGAUGUUCGUGGAUUCCACUUUUGGGACUGUUUCUGUUCAUCGCAGGGUACAGUUCAGGUCUGAAUUGCAUUCCCGUGUUAUUGGUCGGUGAGUUAUUCCCAAUUGGGGUGAAAGUGCUAGCAGCUACCGUAUUUGACAUGUACUUCUGCAUAAUGUCAAGUCUCGCUUCCAAGUUCUUCCAAUACACCAAGGAUGCGUUUGGCAUGUACGUUCCAUUUCUAACGUUCGCCGCAUGCUGCAUUUGCAGUUUACCAGUUAUCAUGCACCUCGUAUCAGAAACCAAGAACAAAACCUUGGAAGAAAUACAAACGGAAAGCAAAUCCAUGAAGUCUUGAAGAGCUUCUUGGCAUGAACUUCUCAGUUCAUUAUCAAAAAUUGAUGAAUACCAGUUCUUGAGCUAAUUGUAUACCAAUUUUUAAUUAAGGGCUACAACAAGCAAUGGUUCUUCAUCAAAUUGAUGGAAUUAUACGAAAUCAUUUUUUAAAAUAACCUACCUAUCUAUUCUAAUGAUCUCAUACGGACAAAUUGGUCGACUGUCAAAUAACGUUCCUCACUCCCCCUGAU
Photinus pyralis (common eastern firefly) is the source of this 1614-nucleotide messenger RNA. RefSeq names its product facilitated trehalose transporter Tret1-like. The record is from RefSeq and is a predicted model, not a curated record. The transcript is spliced from 2 exons. The coding region runs from base 9 to 1385 and encodes 458 amino acids. Lineage: Eukaryota; Metazoa; Arthropoda; Insecta; Coleoptera; Lampyridae. Gene Ontology annotation, molecular function: transmembrane transporter activity. Gene Ontology annotation, cellular component: membrane. Gene Ontology annotation, biological process: transmembrane transport.